UUGGCGUCACGUGGCCGGUGUCAGAGAGUGACAGCCAGGUUCUAAGCACAUUCGGUGGCAACUCGUGCUGAGUCGAAGCGGGAGACGUGAGCCUCGGAGGGCGGACUUCUUUUAAAAGAGAAAAAAAAAACAAUUAGAUUUUGUGUGCACCUUCAAAAGUCAGCGGAAAUGUUCAACAGCAUGCUGAGGGACUUCGACGAAGACCCUUUCUUUUCAGAUCCAUUUCAUGCUCACCGGGAGCAUAUGAGGCAGAUGAUGCGCAGCUUCUCCGAACCCUUUGGUGCACCUUUAAUGCCCAGCAUCACCGAUGGGAGAAACCGCGGACGUGAAGCAGCAGAAUAUCCAAGCUCAUCCCCCACACUAAGAAACGAGCACCGGGAUAUGAGCCGCUCUCUGUUGCCUCUUGGCAGCGCUGGCAGCACGGAGCUGACGCAGAACCCCUUCAGCAUGUUCGACAGCAUGAUGAGCAACAUGAGACACAGGAUGGAAGAGAUGAACAGAAACUUUGAGAACGUGUCAGCUGAUUCAGACACCCACGCGUUCAGGUCCUCGUCAGUAAUGACAUAUUCAAAAGUUGGAAAUGAGCCUCCAAAGGUCUUCCAGGCAACUUCGUCGACUCGCUGUGCCCCGGGAGGAAUUAAAGAAACACGCCAAGCCAUUAAAGAUUCUGAAAGUGGACUGGAGAAGAUGAAGAUCGGACACCACAUCAAGGACAGAGGGCACGUUGUUGAGAAGAAACACAACAGGAAAACUGGAGAGAAAGAGUUCAACCAGGACUUUCAGAAUAUGGAUGAAUCUGAAGCGCAGUCUUUUGACGAUGAAUGGCAGGAGGAGGUGUCCAGGUUUCAGUCAGCAGCCCCCAUGUCUAAUAUAAUGCAACCUCGGCUCCGUGCUGCCCAUCAUGCCGCCCUCCCUGGUCCUGAGCAACCCCACAGAGAUAAAAGAAAGAACAACUCUGGGGCUAAAGGCUCAGGCAACACCAAGAAGUAGAGAUGUUGGUGUGUCUGUCUUUAUGUUUAAUUAAAGUCUUUUAAGCAACUUA
Messenger RNA from Fundulus heteroclitus (mummichog), 1042 nucleotides. It is a transcript of the gene mlf1, whose product is annotated as myeloid leukemia factor 1. Gene Ontology annotation, cellular component: cytoplasm; nucleus. Lineage: Eukaryota; Metazoa; Chordata; Actinopteri; Cyprinodontiformes; Fundulidae. The record is from RefSeq and is a predicted model, not a curated record. Gene Ontology annotation, biological process: regulation of DNA-templated transcription. Bases 169 to 990 code for a protein of 273 amino acids. The transcript has 8 exons.